AUAAUUUGCGUUUCAAAUGGUUAAUAUUAAAAUAUUAAAUAUUGUUUACACCGGCUUAUCUUAGAAAACAAUAGGCUAUCAAGCCCAUACAAAUAUAAAAAUGUCUCUCAGUGAAAGUAUUCCGGUAAAUACUUUCCGAAAUUAUUUAAAUAUACUUAAUGAUCCCUCUGCAAAAGAAGAAAUCAAGUUAAAAGCCACACAAGAACUUAGCGAACACUUUGAAAUGAUAAUUCAAAGCUCAUCCUACCCAUCGUUUUUGGAAACAUCACUAAAAAUAUUUAUGCGUAUACUGCAAGAAGGCGAACCACAGUUUAUUCAAGAAAACACAAUGCAACAUAUCCGUAAACUUAUUUUGGAGAUGAUUCAUCGACUGCCCAUAACAGAAAAUUUAAGACAACAUGUAAAAUCAAUUAUAACAAUGAUGCUUAAAAUAUUAAAAACUGAUAAUGAAGAAAAUGUCCUCGUAAGUCUUCGAAUAAUAAUUGAGCUGCAUAAACACUUUCGUCCAUCUUUUAACCCAGAAAUACAACUUUUUUUAGGAUUCGUCAAGGAUAUAUAUACAAAUCUACCCAACCAUGUAACAUCUAUUUUUGAAACCUCAAAUGAUAUCUGGUUAAGCGACUUAAAAGAACUAAACUUGGAGAGUCUCCUACCCGAAGCCUAUUCUGUUAAAACUAUACAUGUCGAAAAACAGCUUGACUCCAAUUCUCAGCAGAACAUUUAUAACCUACUUCCUCGAGGAAUAUUAUCCCUAAAAGUUUUACAAGAGCUUCCAAUUAUUGUAGUAUUGAUGUAUCAAAUAUAUAAGAAUGCUGUCCAUCAAGAGGUUUCCGAAUUUAUUCCUUUAAUAUUGACCACUAUAAAUUUACAACCAACGGUCAUACAACGAAAUUCGACUCAGAAAGAAACUUUUGUCGACUUCAUGGGUGCACAAAUUAAAACUUUGUCUUUUUUGGCAUACAUUGUACGAAUAUUUCAGGAAGUGGUUAUAGCGAAUUCGUUAUCUGUAACCAACGGGAUGCUCAACCUGAUGGCCAAUUGUCCCAAAGAAGCAGCACAUCUUAGAAAAGAACUAUUGAUUGCCGCCCGCCAUAUAUUUGCUACAGACUUGCGUCAGAAGUUUAUUCCAUCAAUAGAAAAAUUAUUUGAUGAAGACUUGCUUAUUGGGAAGGGAGUCACAUUGGAGUCAAUUCGGCCGUUGGCAUAUUCUACGUUAGCAGAUCUAGCUCAUCAUGUUCGUCAGAGUUUAAGCUUGGACGUGUUAAUAAAAGCAGUAAAUCUGUUCUCAAAAAAUGUGCAUGAUGAGACUCUUGCCGUAGGAAUACAAACUAUGUCUUGUAAACUUUUAUUAAAUUUAGUAGAUUGCUUACGUCAUCACAGUGAACUGGAGCCCCAGCGAUCCCGACAAAUUUUGUCAAAACUAUUGAAGGUUUUUGUGAAAAAAUUUGAAACAAUUGCCAAAAUUCAGCUGCCUUUAAUCGUUCAAAAAUGGACAAUCCAACUCUGGAGCACCCAACAAUCAUCAAGGAAACUCUACAUUACCACUAAUUAACUUGCCAGAACUAAAAGAUCUGUCAAGUGAACAAACAAAAGCAUCGGCAUCUGGAGCUCAAUGGGUGUGUUCAGUAAAUGUUGCUGAGUUUCGAAGCUUAGUCAAAACCCUC
Molecule: messenger RNA, 1664 nt
Organism: Drosophila obscura
Lineage: Eukaryota; Metazoa; Arthropoda; Insecta; Diptera; Drosophilidae
Gene: Nipped-A
Product: transcription-associated protein 1
Exons: 9
Coding region: 101-1552 (483 amino acids)
Biological process (GO): DNA repair; regulation of DNA-templated transcription
Cellular component (GO): nucleus; SAGA complex; NuA4 histone acetyltransferase complex
Molecular function (GO): transcription coregulator activity
Source: RefSeq, a predicted model, not a curated record